Molecule: messenger RNA, 1206 nt
Organism: Clunio marinus
Lineage: Eukaryota; Metazoa; Arthropoda; Insecta; Diptera; Chironomidae
Source: the annotation of a GenBank genome assembly
AUGUCGGCGGGAAGAUACGUGAGAAACCCGAAUUACCAUCCUUCAGAUGACAGUUCGUCUGAUGACGACUCUGAAUCUGUUAGUUCGGAAGAAAAUGAAACGUUGACGGAGAAAACGGCGAAAAAGAAGUCAAAAGAAGGUUAUGAAAUGUCGUCUUUGCGUAUUAAUCCGUUGAUGUUAGUUGACCAAUUCCCAGAAGAUCCAACAAUGGAAAUAGCAAGAGAAUUUUGGGUAGAUUGGAUUGCAAUGCUGAAGCGACUUUUUAAAUUGAACCCGAAAGCAUUUAACUCGGAUGAAAUACAGAUUACAAUUCUUGUUACUCGAGGUGGAGCAUUUUUACGAAAUAUUCUAGCAAACUCAGAGCAUGAAUUCCCGGAAACAUUUGAUGAAGCAGUCGAUCGUAUUGAACAAUUUUUGAGAGCCAAUUCUAAUGCUUUGGCUGAUGAAGCAAAUUUUGGAACAUUGAAACAAGAAGGUGGAGAGACGUUUCAGAAGUUUACAGACCGGGUUCAAAAGAAAGCUCGCGUUUUUCGUCUCGAGGAAAAUCGUGUGAUUGCGCAAAUAACUCAAGGUGCAAAGCAAAGCGACAAGUUAAUGGAUUUCGGAAUAAGAGGAAAGACGUCAUUGGUAGAGUUAAUUGGAUACGGAAAUCAGUUGGAAGUUUUGAUGCGCGACAAAAAAGCUGAAGCGGGAAAAGAAAAUUUGCUUGCUAGUGAAAUUAAUGCUUUUGUCAUGGAAAUGAAUCCUGGGUUAUGCUAUGCUCAAUGUCAAUUAUGUGAUGUUACAGUGACUAUGUUAAUCGACUCUGGUGCAACUUUAAAUAUUAUUCCUGAAGAUGUAUGGCUUGAAAUAAAAAGUUUAAGCGUAGCGGACGGAGAAAAGGGAUGUGCACGGAAUAUUUCUUAUAACUCAAAUCGGAGAAUUGAAGCUUUCGGUGGCUCGUUGAUUGAUGUGUUAGUGACAUUUUGGACUUGGAUAAAAGUUUUGCAUUCAGAUAAGCCUCAAGUAUUUGCACAAUUCUUUGUUGUUCGAGCGGUGAAAAAGAAUUACAUCGAGGAAAAUACACAGAUGGAAGUAUGCGAAGAUAAUAAUAUGAACAAAAAUACGUCAGAGCAGGAGGAGGCAUUGGCAGGAAGAAAUUUGCGUGAUCGAGCUAAGUUGAAAGCGCCUGGAAAGCUUGCAUAUAUGACAAAACUUCAAGAUUAA